Messenger RNA from Varroa destructor (honeybee mite), 6609 nucleotides. RefSeq lists its product as uncharacterized. Gene Ontology annotation, molecular function: protein binding. NCBI's taxonomy places the organism in Eukaryota, Metazoa, Arthropoda, Arachnida, Mesostigmata, Varroidae. The record is from RefSeq and is a predicted model, not a curated record.
AGAACAGUGACUACUACCGCCAUCGCUGGUGAUUCUCCGGCAGCUACAGCGGCUGGAGCAGCAUCCAACGUCGUCGUCGUCAUCGUCAUAGCCAUUGCAGUCGUCUAUAGAAGCCUAGUUGAAGUAACAGCCCCAGAGGCUACGAAACAGGGCCAAGCAUAGAUAGAAGAUACAGCAGAAUCAGACAGAUAGACAGCCGCUCGUGGUGGUGUAUUCCGCUGUGCUGUGGUCAUAAUGGUACUGCUAGAACAGCUCAUGUUGAAUGGGUCGCUAAGUCGGCCGCUGUAAUCAGCGCUAUACUCCGCUGCCUUUGCUGGGUCGUAGUGGAGCGACGAGGACAAAAGAAAACAAAGAAACUCUGUCCGAUUUGGCCUGGUUUGUCUUCUAACAGGUAUCUACGGCGAUAUGUGUGGUUGUUCGUGCUUGACGACGGCAGGCGAGGUCCACAUAACGUCAACUACAACAUACACACAAAACUAAUGCAAACUACUUAGACAAAAAGUUCUCCAGGACUAUACUGAACCAUUAGUCUGCCAGUUUGUAUCUAUUAUAUCAGUUUGAUUGUCGGGUGUUGUUUGUGCUGCUGCUGCUGCUGUUGUCGCCGCCACCUCUUCGUACGAACAACGGGUAGACGCGGUAGACCAUCAUUCAGCCAUUAAUCCGUGGACAUCGGGAUUGCACGCUAGGCUGUAUGUUGCAACGCGAUCACAGUGGCACUCGUCUAGGACUCAGAGAAAGCGCUCCAUGCCAAACGAACUGUUACUGUUUUGGCUCUCUAGGGCUAUCGGUGCCGGUUUGUUCGGCGGCUCAACUGAGUUACAGGUGGUUAUUGUUGCAGCGCCUUGUAGACCUAAAGCAAAAGUGACACGAGAGCACUUCAGCGCAGGACCGAAUUGGCAGCAGCCAGCAGAGGAGCGAACAAAUUAUACUAGAGACACUUACUGAUAUUAGGAGAACCAGUUUUGUCGGUGUCAGCGUGACUGGUAACGGUGUGAAAGUUGAUUUGAAGUGUUUUGUGAGGCGUGCCCCCAGCUUCCCGGAUAUAGUAAACACAAGCGAGGCUAGAAAGGAUACGUUGACGUCUACAAUGUUGAUCGAAGGCAGGUGUUCGUCUUGGAGCUAACGAAAAGCGGCGCUUGCUCGAAGCAAAGCUGCUGUUCAUCGGAUAGACAAGUAAGAGACAAAGGAGCUCUGUACUCCUUAAUAAGUGAGAAUCUUCCGAAUAUCUUCGCAGGAUCCUUCUUCAGCUUGUGACGGGAACUGUGAGAAAUUCCAUCUCUCAACUUUCCUGAAAUCCCUGAGCACUUUGUUCCUCAACAAAUUACCAACUUCUGUUUACUUGGUGACGGCUUCGCACAUCUAACAGCCUGCCAAUGCUGCUGGAGACAUGCGCUAGCAGUUCUGCAUCAAGUGGACUGCUUGGCGGGGCCGUCAUGUCGUCGGUACCUCCAUCAUCGGCGCUUUCCUCUGUCACCAUUAACGGAAAUUACCUGCAUGCAAACGGGGCGGCAGCUUCUGCCCUCACUAAACCCAACUUGGUCACCGUUGUUAAGGUGGGCAGCCCCCCUGCAUGGGGUGAGGAUGCCCGCUCGUUGACAUCAUUUCAAACGUUUCCUCGGGCUCACUCGCGAACAACAUCGUCCUCUGAAUCUCCGGAUGCUAUUUCAGGUGGCGUUCCGCUGGCGCCUUUAAACCCUUUGUCCGGACCCGACACAUCACAGGGCUCAACUACUACUUCAUGUAGUACCUCUACCGACAGCUCAUCUAUACUUACUGUGCUUAUUCCUCUGGGAGCAGGAGACCGACGAUUCGGUUUCAGUGUAAUCGGUGGUGUUGAUGAACGAUUCGCACCGAAAAUCGAGGCAAUAAACGCAGGAUCGCCGGCAGAUCGUGCAGACGUCCAGGUUGGCGACGAGAUUUUGGAGGUUAACGGACGUUCUCUGGCGCAGUGCACUCACACCGAAGUGAUCUCGCAUAUUCACCAAUGUAUUCGCGCCCGAUGUAUACAGCUGAGACUGCAAAGGCGUACAGUGGCAACUAAUGGAUCCAGUGGAGGAGCUGUAAGAGACUCUUCAGCAUCACUGCAUAAUAAGAACGGCACAAAUUCAAGCAAUACUUACGCCCUACCCUCGCCACCUCCAUUACCCAAUCAUCCAACAAGUACUUCUGGCAAAGAAGAUUCCAACUCGGUUUCUCAAAAGACUUUCGAUGAUGUCCUGCCUAGUGUAGUAGACGCGCCUCCGCCUGUAGGCUUCACAUCGGACGAUCCGCCAGUAUCUGGAGCAUCGCAUCAGAGCAACCCAACACAUAUUCCCCGCGCGUCAUCGCUUCACUUUGGAUCAGGCGCGGGAAGCUCUAAUGGUGCUGCUCAAGUUCAGCAUAACAUCCAGCAUAGCAUUGACGACAACUGCGCAGUCCCACUGCUAGCUCCUCUAACACCUCCAGGACCACUGCAUAAAACGAUUUCGGAACAAGGGCCAUCAUUAGCUGGUUCAUUAUCCAUAGUGAAGUCUAAUCUGCCGACUAAUGCAGCAAAAGCAGUUUCUCCACCCCUGGCGAUACCUAUCCCGUCACCACGCCGCACCUCGGAAAAGCUAUUGAAUCGGCCUGUACUGAACAAGGUGGAUACUCCCCAGUCACCAUUAUAUAAAAAUCUGCAGAGCACACUUGAGUCACAGGGUCCACCUCGAUCGCCUCUGGCCAAAAGCCUGUCUUCGCCACCUCAGUCCCCAUUGAACACUGUAACCCCAGAAUUUCCCCUGGGCUCGCAGCUAGUCCCGCUCAGCUUGCCACCGGCUACAAGGCCGACGCUCGAGCUUAGCUCGGGUGCCCACCGAGAGAUGGCCGUGGAUGUACCUGAUGCAUUCGUACCAAUGGCGAAACAAGCACCAAGAUAUCCUCCGAUGAAAUCCUCGAUCGACACUUUGUCGCGAAACACCGAAGUAUCGAAAGUGGACACAAAAUGUCGCUCACUUAGACCAAAUGGGCAGUCAUCAUCGGGCCCUCAGGGUUUGGCUCAAACGCCUCAGGAACAGCAGAUGGAGAUGUUCCUUCGUUCAUCUAUACGGCAAUCGAAGAAGUUACGCGAGCUCGAAAAGAGCCCAGCGCCACUUCAGUCGCGAGGUGUAGUGAACAACGCUUUUGAGCCGGAACUAGGCCUCACUUCUCCGCCUCCAGUUCUACCUGUUCCGCCAGGCAAUAUUCCGAUGGCACCCGCGGCCCCCAUCGUUAUAGAGCCACAGCUAACAGUUGAUGUAACAAAACUCUACAAUGUCAGCGCUCUCCAGACGGCAUUGAAUCGCGUCAUUGACUAUGUUGGCAAAAACGGAUCGUUUGAAGAGGGUUUAGACGUCGAAAAAGUAAUAAAACUUCUCGAUACAGCGGAGUUCCAAGACUGUUUAGCGGUUACUAAUAUUAUCAAACAGAUUUUGUGCUCGCAGGCUUCCCCGCCGACUCCAGUUCGCUGCGAUGCCCAGGAGCUAUGCGCGCAUAUUGCCGAAAGCAGCAUUAGAGACACGGCAGAAGGACAGGAAUUACUAAACAUCCUAGGAGAUAUUAACAUGAGUCAAUUAAUCGACUGCCAUGACCGUGUUUCGAAAAUAUUUGGCGGACCGAAAAAUCCCCCGUCUGUCUACACCACACCCGUUAUACAAGCACCUAUACACUCAACACCCUCGCGACAACCCAUUGGCUCGACAAAUGCUACUCCCAAUUCGUCUUCGUGUGCGCCUCAACGCCGUAUCAUAGAGCCGCCUCCUGAACUUGCAGUACUUAUUGACGAGACAGAAAAUGGACACGUCAUUCACAUAGAUAAAACGGACGACCCCCUCGGUGCCACUGUCCGUAACGAGGGAGAGUCAAUUAUUGUUGGCCGGAUAAUCAAAGGAGGGGCAGCCGAGAAGUCUGGCCUUCUCCAUGAGGGCGAUGAAAUUGUCGCCGUGAAUGGCAUCGAGAUGCGUGGGAAAACUGUGGGGCAGGUCAGUGAUGAAUUGGCUAGGAUGACUGGCCAGCUAAGCUUCCUGAUCAUUCCUAGUGAUCGUUAUGCUUCACAACAUCACACGCAGCUCACCAGACCGGAAAACCUGACUAGUCAACAACCCGUCAUGCACAUUAAGGCCCAUUUUGACUAUGAUCCUGAAGACGAUAUGUACAUCCCUUGUCGCGAACUGGGAAUCGGCUUCAAAAAAGGCGAUAUUCUUCACGUGAUCAAUAUGGAUGAUCCGAACUGGUGGCAGGCGUACAAGGACGGCGAAGAUGAAUCCACCCUCGCGGGGCUUAUUCCGUCAAAGAGUUUUCAGCUGCGUCGUGAAGCCAUUCGCCAACAACUGAUGGGCUAUGCCGGUGAUGAACGAGGGAGUCAACGAAAGCACCGCUUUCUCUGUACCCCUACUACUGCGAAAAAAACGGGUUCUGCCAGUUUCAAUAAAGCUUCUCGUAAGAACUCGAAGGGCAAAAUGUACAAUGCUGCAACCCGCCCUGAUCCCGAAGAGCCCAUUCUUUAUGAAGAGGUGGGAUUAUAUUAUCCUCGGGCUAAUUGUAAGAGACCAAUCGUGCUUAUAGGACCCAGCAAUAUAGGCAAACACGAACUACGCCAGAGACUCAUGGAGGACACGUCAAGAUUUGCUGCAGCCAUACCACACACUUCCCGCCUUCGAAAGGAUAAUGAAACAGAUGGCGCGGAUUACCAUUUUAUUAGCCGUGCACAAUUUGAAAAUGAUAUCCUCAAUGGACGUUUUGUGGAGCAUGGAGAGUACGAAAGAAAUUACUAUGGAACAAGCAUCCGAGCUAUUCGAGCCGUUGUCCUUGCGGGACAAAUAUGCGUGCUAAACCUGCAUCCAGAAUCACUCAAGAUAUUGAAACGGUCGGACCUUAAGCCUUACGUAAUCUUCAUUGCACCGCCAUCUCUCGAAAAACUGCGGCAGAAUAGGGUAAAAGUUGGGGCCAGCGUUAAGACAGAAGAACUCAAGGAAAUUAUUGAGAGAGCACGAGACAUCGAGGAUAGGUACGGAAGUUAUUUCGAUAGCGUGAUCAUCAACCAUGAACAGGAACGGGCUUAUCGAGAUCUGCUUAAAGAAAUCGCAUUUAUUGAGCGGGAACCACAAUGGGUACCUAAACAAUGGCUGGGGUUUGAGUAAGACUAGUCAAAAGCUCUUAUGAUGGACUCCAGCAAGGUAUCGAUUGACACUUGGUUUGAACGGAAGAAACGUCCGUUUCUAGAUUAGAACUACUGGCGGGUACACUUUACACACGAGUAUGUACGACAUAUGUCUUUAGGAUGAUGUCCCGCUGAAGUUACUGAGUUUAAAUGGCAGGAUCUAGGAAAUAGGACUAUAAGGACUGCAAUGACAACAAAAAUCACCACAUUUCGUGCCUUUAUAAUAGUGAAGACUAAACGUAUUGUCUCUGAAUUCUGAACAGAAGGAGAAAAGGAAAAAAUAGGACAUAGAGGUCUUCUCUGAGGGCAUUCAGUGCUAACUUAGAAGUAUAAAUCUACACUGUCGGGAAAACAAACCGAGAACGCAUAUCGUUUCAUUACAAAAGCAUUUAUAAUCUAUGCGCCUACUAAAGUGUACUGUGAUUAUUUGCCAAGGUAAGUAGUCCUUUGCCUGAGGCAUACUCGCCGUGGCUGAACGUCAUAGUGUCAAAUGCCUUGGUUUUAGUAUAUAAAAAAAUAAAUGUACGUGGUGUUUGUUUCAUGUGUUGGGGAGUCACUGAAUAACGCGUGAUCUCAUUACCAACUAAUAAAAAUUUAGUUUUAAUUACAGAGUACUGUAAAGUUACCCGUCGCAUCGCAGUGUUAGCCCGAUAAGACAGUAAAUUAUUAGGUCGCGUGUUGGUUUCUCAGUGGCCCGCCCUUCCUAAUAGCAUGAGCAAUUGCGACCAAUCUAAUAUUGUAUGUAUUGCAACAUCAAUCGUAUGAGACGAACGACACUGUGCCAUGAAGAUGAACUAUUAUCAUUAUUAUUAUAUAGAAAAAUAGAGAAAUGUAAUUUUGUCUUUUAAAUAAAGUAUAGGAGCUAUCCUACAGCAGUGUAUGGCCAUAACGAUGAAAGCACGAGCCAAAACAGGACUCUAGAGGUUAGGCAAUGCGGAGAGUGAUGACAAAAAGAGCAAGUCGUAGAUGCAUUGUUCGAAAUACUAUACCCAAAAUAAUAACAUGUCAAGGCAAGGAAAAUGUAACAAGAAUAACGUAUAUCCUCGUCGAUUUAUCAAUAUAAAUAUCAAAACCGAGCAAAGUACAUAUAGGUAGGACUAUAUUUUGUAAAAAGAUCUAUAUAAUGUAUGUUCUCAAAACGCAUCAACCAAGCGCAGCAUCAUAGACUGUAUUAUUAUUGCUAUUAUUAAGUAUUGUGGCCCACACACUAGACAAUCAAAAUAAUGGCCCUGGCAAUAAGACAUUCACUAUUAACAUAGUUUGUCACCGUAGACAAAGUAAAAUACAUAAAACGACAAGCGACCCGUUUGUGGUGCUUAGAUACCGUUAAAAAUGGUACACAGAAAUACGAAGCUGAUUCACGCAUAGCUCUCUAUGUAACUUUAUUAUAACCUUGUUUUUAUAAUAGACAUACAUUACGAACAGAAUAAAGACGAAGAAAAGAAACAGAUCAG